This is a messenger RNA of Danio rerio (zebrafish), 1437 nucleotides long. The record is from RefSeq and is a predicted model, not a curated record. Lineage: Eukaryota; Metazoa; Chordata; Actinopteri; Cypriniformes; Danionidae.
GCUGUCCUAUCUCCACAUCUAAACAUCUCCACAUGCUAUAGCGGGUGUCAGAUGUGUGGGUGGAUAUUGAUCAGCACACAAACUUCCUGUGUUUUCAUACUCCAGCAAAAACAAAGUGAAGAUCUACACCAAGCAUCACACUGUCAAACUGACGAGGAUACGACAACAUGCCUGACAUCUUCACUCUUAUUGCUCUCAGCUUUUCUCUCAUGCUUCACAAUGCACACUGCAUCUGGGACGUGAGUGAACCUCUCAACCACACACUCAAUGACGAUGGAUCAGUCAAUGUCACAUGCAUGAUUUUGGGAAAUGAAAAUUUCAGUGAAUUGGACGCCAAGCUGAAAAUGAAUGGCAAAUAUGUGUGUGAGGUUGAAGGCAAAGUUGAAACUAGUGGAAAAAGCUGUUCAUGGCGUUAUGAAGACAAUAAAUUCAUGUUUAAAUUGAACAAUCCCAAAGACAUACACAAUUCUACAUUUUCCUGUGAGAUAUCGAAAAUUAAACCAUUCCCUGUCGAAACAAUGACAGGGCCUGAAGCUAAGCUUUUCCAAGGUUGCAGUAACGCUGUGGCAACUCUUAGUUCUCCAUGCUACAACACAACUGUCCCCCUACCACCAAGGAAUCAACUUGAAGACAUUUAUCCCUUACUGAUCUUAGUUCUGAUCAUUGUGCUGGUGAUGCUCUCUUUCUACAGCAUCAUUGUAACUGUGACCUACAUCAGAUUGAGGGACCAGAAGCUUGAGUCUGCUGACAAUCUGACCUAUGUGCCAAUGCAGAGGAAUGUAAAGCGGCAUGAUAUUGACAACACAGAAUACGUGGACAUGCGUGAAUUGCUGAAACGAGGAGGAUCCCACAGAGAUAUGAACCACAACUCUCAUUUAAAUAACUUCUGAGCCCGUCUCAACAGUGAUUUAACUGAUUUAAAUCAGGCUUUAACUGCUCUUUAACUGCCCUUGCUGGAUUAAAUACGGUUAAGCUACACUAAACAAUAUCUCAGGACAAAAUUAUUGCCUUUUUUGCCAAUCAAAAGACUUUCUCAAUGGCUAAAUCCACUGUCCCCCUCACAUAACAGUCAUGUUUUCAGUUGUAGAUGAUUUUUCAUUGAGUUGCUUGUGCAACAUCAUGCUGAAUUGUAGCUAUGCCAAACUAAAGAACAAGAAAAAACUCUAGCUUUGGACAUAUUUCAUUAUUAAGUUUGAUCCAAUGGACCAAUAUUUUUAGUUUUAUUCUAUGCUAAUAUUUUGUUUGAAUAUAUGUAUAACAUUUUUUGAAUUUGUUAUGAAAAUCAUUGUAUUAUUCUUCAAUAUAUAAUAGACCAACUAUUAAAUGAUGAAUUACAUCUGUGUAAAUGUGUGUCUUGGUGAAUGGCUUUGUUACAUGACCUGUUUAUCGAAGAGGGAAUGCAGGAAUAGCCAAUAAACAUUAUUGUGGCAUAAAAAA